AAGAACUGUAUUCUCUCUCUCUCUCUCUCUCUCUCUCUCUCUCUCUUCUUCACUUUUACCUUUCCGACCAAACCCAAUCCCUUAUAUUCUUUUUAAACAGUCGUUUCUCUUCUUCUCUUCUCCAUUUCCUUCUGCUCUUGAUUUGCGGCCAUGUCUUUCCGAAUGUCAAGUGCUCCUUCUGGCAUGGGAGUGGCCGAUCAUACCAAGGCUGCUUUUAUGGAACUGAAGAGGAAGAAGGUAUACCGCUAUGUAAUAUUCAAGAUCGACGAGCAGAAAAAGGAGGUUGUGGUCGAGAAAACUGGAGGCCCAGCUGAGAGUUAUGAUGACUUCACUGCAGCUUUGCCAGAGAAUGAUUGCCGGUAUGCAGUCUACGACUUUGAUUUCGUGACUGCGGAGAACUGCCAAAAGAGCAAGAUCUUCUUCAUCGCGUGGUCUCCAUCCAUCUCCCGAAUCCGAGCCAAGAUGCUGUAUGCCACGUCCAAGGAAAGGUUCCGACGGGAGCUUGAUGGCAUCCAUUACGAGAUACAGGCCACUGAUCCCACGGAGAUGGAAUUGGAUGUGAUUAGAGACCGUGCGAACUAAGCGAGGCUCUCACAAAGAAGGAUUUCAUGUGAUCAGGAGCAGAAUUUGCACAACUAUUAGGGACUGCUUUGGGUUUGGAUUAGUAGCUGAUAAUGUGCAAUAUCUUAUUCCUCACUGGACAUAUAUGUAUUAGCAUUAAAAAUAAAUAAAUAAAUCAACAUCUGACAGAAGGCUGAUGGGAUGGCCCACUUGUUUCAGUGGGCCUCUCCACUGUUAUGAUGCUUCUACAGGUGUGGUCGGGGUUUGGUCUUUAUAUGGAA
Messenger RNA from Magnolia sinica, 842 nucleotides. Its product is annotated as actin-depolymerizing factor-like. Gene Ontology annotation, biological process: actin filament depolymerization. The coding region runs from base 151 to 582 and encodes 143 amino acids. The transcript is spliced from 3 exons. The record is from RefSeq and is a predicted model, not a curated record. Gene Ontology annotation, cellular component: cytoplasm; actin cytoskeleton. Lineage: Eukaryota; Viridiplantae; Streptophyta; Magnoliopsida; Magnoliales; Magnoliaceae. Gene Ontology annotation, molecular function: actin filament binding.